Sebastes umbrosus (honeycomb rockfish) is the source of this 1306-nucleotide messenger RNA. It is a transcript of the gene nkx2.4b, whose product is annotated as NK2 homeobox 4b. The record is from RefSeq and is a predicted model, not a curated record. The transcript has 3 exons. Bases 63 to 1295 code for a protein of 410 amino acids. Gene Ontology annotation, biological process: cell differentiation; regulation of transcription by RNA polymerase II. NCBI's taxonomy places the organism in Eukaryota, Metazoa, Chordata, Actinopteri, Perciformes, Sebastidae. Gene Ontology annotation, cellular component: nucleus. Gene Ontology annotation, molecular function: DNA-binding transcription factor activity, RNA polymerase II-specific; RNA polymerase II cis-regulatory region sequence-specific DNA binding.
GAGGGGGACGCAGGCAGAACCGGACCGACCCGGACCACAUCCAGAAGCAGAACCAGAGCACCAUGUCCUUCAGCCCAAAGCACUCCACCCCCUUCUCAGUCACCGACAUUCUGAGCCCGAUGGAGGACAGCUACCGGAGGUUCGGAGGGAUGGAUCCCGGGUACCGGCAGCAGCAGGUCUCCCAGCAGCCCGGUACGCACCAGCACCAUCAGCACCACCAGGAGCCUCAUCUCCAUCACCACCACCACCACCAUCACCAUCACCACCUGUCCUCCUCCUCUUCAUCCUCAUCCUCCUCCUCUUCCUCAGCCUCAGCAGCAGCCGCCUACCACCAUGUGGUUCCACAUCACCACGGGGUGCCACAGUUCUCCGGGUCCGCAGGAGGGUUCUGCAGCGGCGGCAUCGGGACCGUGGGAGAUCUUCCGUCCUACCAGGAGACGGUGAGGACCGGAGGAGCCUGGUACAGAGACCCGGAGCCCAGAUACCAGACCAUCUCCAGAUUCAUGGGCCCGUCCGGCGGGAUGAACGGGAUGAACGUGUCCGGGAUGAUGAGCAGCCUGGCCGGGAUGGACUCCAGCUCCAAGUCCUCCAUGGUCUCCAUGGUGACGCUGCACUCGGCGCCGAGGAGGAAGCGGCGCGUGCUCUUCUCGCAGGCUCAGGUGUACGAACUCGAGCGGCGCUUCAAGCAGCAGAAGUACCUGUCCGCUCCUGAGAGAGAACACCUGGCCGGCCUCAUCCACCUCAGCCCCAACCAGGUCAAGAUCUGGUUCCAGAACCACCGAUACAAGCUCAAAAGGCAGACCAAGGACAAGGUUGGGCAGCCGCUGCAGCAGGACGGGACAGGUGGAGGUGCUGGAGGUGGAGGAGGAGGAAGAGGUGAAGGUGGAGGUCUGUGCACCACGACCCAACGCUCCUCCUCCGUGUCCCCGGUCCUCUCCAAGAACGGUAAGGGCAUGCAGCAGCAGCAGGUGAACCAGGUGAACCAGGUGAACCAGGUGCAGCAGGUGAACCAGGUGAACCAGCAGAACCAGCAGGUGAACCAGGUGAACCAGGUGCAGCAGGUGAACCAGGUGCAGCAGUUGAACCAGGUGAACCAGCAGCAGGUGAACCAGCAGCAGGUGAACCAGGUGAACCAGGUGAACCAUCUGUCCUCCACGGAGGAGCUGGACGAUUUGUCCCCGAGUCCUCCGAUGGGACUGCACGGUCAGAUCAACCUGACGCAGACGGACGCGGCUCUAAUCGAGUACACAAACAGCAUGAUGGGCUCCAGUUUACUGUACGGGAGGACGUGGUAGGGACACCGGGA